AUGGGCGAGAUUACAGAGAUCGAGAUCGAGACCGAGAUUACCGGGACGACGAUAGAUACUAUCGUCCAAGACGAUCGCGUAGCCGGUCGAGAAGUCCCGAUAGACAUAGAUCUAAUGGUAGAUAUGACCAUUGGAAAGAAGAUUAUGCAAACAGGAGAGAAGAAAGGUGGGGAGGAAGGGAGCAUUAUGACGAUCGAGACGAUAGCGGAAAGAGGAGAAAAGGAAAGGGGUUUAAAGGGCCUGAGAAUGCUUAAAGAGCCUGGAACAGAGGAUACUGAUUAUGAUACUGUAUUAUUCGAGUAUAGGGAUUUUGGAGAGACAGAAAUCCGAAUUCAGCAAGUUCUGGAUAGCCUAAACGCCAGCAUAGAAAACAUUCGACUAAUCAGAGAUCGCAAGACAGGUUUAUCUCGCCGAUUUGCCUUUGUCAAGUUUACAAGUGUCGAACAUGCACGGCAGUUUAUCGAAGCCAAUCAACCGUUUAUCACCAUUGACAACCUGCGCGUGAAAGUCGAAUACAGCAACAGUUCAUCCGUGGAAGAUGAAGGUUGGGCAUGCAAGAACGUAAGCGCGGUUUCGCAUCCACUCAUCGACGACCCUAUCCUCGUGACUUUCGUCAUGAGCAUAGUCACGGAGGAAAUAGUCAGAAAAAAAAUAUCAAAGUAUAAAAUACAAAGAAAUCAAGUUAUGAAAUAG
Paraglomus brasilianum is the source of this 693-nucleotide messenger RNA. Lineage: Eukaryota; Fungi; Glomeromycota; Glomeromycetes; Paraglomerales; Paraglomeraceae. The record is from the annotation of a GenBank genome assembly.